Messenger RNA from Talpa occidentalis (Iberian mole), 5034 nucleotides. RefSeq names its product intraflagellar transport 122 (gene IFT122). The record is from RefSeq and is a predicted model, not a curated record. Gene Ontology annotation, molecular function: protein binding. NCBI's taxonomy places the organism in Eukaryota, Metazoa, Chordata, Mammalia, Eulipotyphla, Talpidae. The transcript is spliced from 30 exons. The coding region runs from base 107 to 3835 and encodes 1242 amino acids. Gene Ontology annotation, cellular component: intraciliary transport particle A; non-motile cilium. Gene Ontology annotation, biological process: intraciliary retrograde transport; protein localization to cilium; non-motile cilium assembly.
CUGCGCAUGUGCGUUGCCAGGGGACGCACAGGUAGCCUGAGAGACUUGGAAACGGAGCCGGUUGCUGAGGCCGGGAGGAGGGGCCCGAGGCGUGAGGGCAGCCGCGAUGAGGGCCGUGUUGACGUGGAGAGAUAAAGCGGAGCAGUGUAUAUAUGACCUUGCAUUUAAGCCCGAUGGAACCCAACUGAUUUUGGCUGCAGGAAACAGAUUACUGGUUUAUGACACCUCUGAUGGCACCUUACUUCAGCCCCUGAAGGGGCACAAGGAUACCGUGUACUGUGUGGCGUACGCAAAGGAUGGUAAGCGCUUUGCUUCUGGCUCAGCUGACAAAAGUGUUAUCAUCUGGACUUCAAAAUUGGAAGGCAUUCUGAAGUACACGCACAGCGACUCUAUCCAAUGCGUCUCCUACAACCCGGUUACUCACCAACUGGCAUCUUGUUCCUCCAGUGACUUUGGCUUGUGGUCUCCCGAACAGAAGUCUGUCUCCAAGAACAAGUCCAGCAGCAAGAUCACCUGCUGCAGCUGGACAAAUGAUGGUCAGUACCUGGCUCUGGGCAUGUUCAAUGGGAUCAUCAGCAUACGGAACAAAAGCGGCGAGGAGAAAGUGAAGAUUGAACGGCCGGGGGGCUCCCUCUCCCCGAUAUGGUCCAUCUGCUGGAACCCUUCAAGCCGAUGGGAGAGUUUCUGGAUGAGCAGAGAGAACGAGGAUGCCGAGGAAGUCAUUGCCAACAGAUAUUUUCAGGAAAUCCCGUCUUCCACCCUGAAGGCAGCCACGUGCGGUAGUCAGGGUAGUGAGGAGGAGCAGGAGCCAGAGGACGAGGACGAUGGCCUCGGGAACGCCACCGGCGCAGAGGAACAUAAUGACAUCCUGGCUGUAGCUGAUUGGGGACAGAAACUUUCCUUCUACCAACUGAGUGGAAAACAGAUUGGGAAGGAUCGGUCUCUGAACUUUGACCCCUGCUGCCUCAGCUAUUUCACUAAAGGGGAGUACAUUUUGCUGGGGGGCUCAGACAAGCAAGUAUCACUUUUCACCAAGGAUGGAGUGCGGCUCGGGAGUGUUGGGGAACAGAACUCCUGGGUGUGGACCUGUAAAGUGAAGCCCGAGUCCAACUAUGUGGUAGUCGGCUGCCAGGAUGGCACCAUUUCCUUCUACCAGCUUAUUUUCAGCACUGUCCAUGGGCUCUACAAGGACCGGUAUGCCUACAGGGACAGCAUGACCGAUGUCAUCGUGCAGCACCUGAUCACCGAGCAGAAAGUUCGGAUUAAAUGCAAAGAGCUUGUCAAGAAAAUUGCCAUCUACAAAAAUCGAUUAGCUAUCCAACUGCCAGAGAAAAUUCUCAUCUAUGAAUUGUAUUCCGAUGACUCGUCAGAUAUGCAUUACCGGGUGAAGGAGAAGAUCAUCAAGAAGUUUGAAUGUAACCUCCUGGUGGUGUGUGCCAAUCACAUCAUCCUCUGCCAGGAGAAGCGGCUGCAGUGCCUGUCCUUCAGCGGGGUGAAGGAGCGGGAAUGGCAGAUGGAGUCUCUCAUUCGCUACAUCAAGGUGAUUGGUGGCCCUCCAGGAAGGGAAGGCCUGUUGGUGGGCCUGAAGAAUGGGCAGAUCCUGAAGAUCUUUGUGGACAAUCUCUUUGCCAUCGUCCUGCUGAAGCAGGCCACAGCCGUGCGCUGCUUGGACAUGAGUGCCUCCCGCAACAAGCUGGCUGUGGUGGAUGAGAACGACACGUGCUUGGUGUAUGACAUCCACACCAAGGAGCUGCUUUUUCAGGAACCCAAUGCCAACAGCGUGGCCUGGAACACCCAGUGUGAGGACAUGCUCUGCUUCUCGGGAGGAGGCUACCUCAACAUCAAAGCCAGCACCUUCCCUGUGCACCAGCAGAAGCUGCAGGGCUUUGUGGUGGGCUACAACGGCUCCAAGAUCUUCUGCUUGCACGUCUUCUCCAUGUCAGCUGUGGAGGUGCCACAGUCUGCCCCGAUGUACCAGUACCUGGAUAGGAAAAUGUUCAAAGAAGCCUACCAGAUUGCUUGCUUGGGCGUGACAGAUACUGAUUGGCGUGAGCUGGCCAUGGAAGCUUUAGAAGGAUUAGAGUUUGAAACUGCAAAGAAGGCCUUCACCAGAGUGCAAGACCUCAGAUACUUAGAGCUCAUCAACAGCAUCGAGGAGAGGAAGAAGCGGGGAGAGACCAACAAUGACCUGUUUCUGGCAGAUGUGUUUUCCUACCAGGGGAAGUUCCACGAGGCCGCCAGACUGUACAAGAGAAGCGGGCACGAGAACCUGGCGCUGGACAUGUACACUGACCUCCGAAUGUUUGAGUAUGCCAAGGAUUUCCUUGGAUCUGGAGACCCCAAAGAAACAAAGAUGCUAAUCACCAAACAGGCUGACUGGGCUAGAAAUAUCAACGAGCCCAGAGCCGCAGUGGAGAUGUACAUCUCAGCGGGCGAGCACAUCAAGGCCAUCGAGAUCAGCGGUGACCACGGCUGGGUGGACAUGCUAAUUGACAUCGCCCGGAAGCUGGACAGGGCCGAGCGGGAGCCCCUCCUGAUGUGUGCUCACUACUUCAAGAAGCUGGACAACUCUGGGUAUGCUGCUGAGACCUACCUGAAGAUUGGCGACCUGAAGUCCUUGGUUCAGCUGCACGUGGAGACACAGCGCUGGGAUGAGGCCUUUGCUUUGGGUGAGAAGCACCCCGAGUUUAAGGAUGACAUCUAUGUACCCUACGCUCAGUGGUUAGCAGAGAACGAUCGUUUUGAGGAAGCCCAGAAAGCGUUCCACAAGGCCGGGCGGCAGCGGGAGGCGGUCAGGGUGCUGGAGCAGCUCACGCACAACGCUGUGGUGGAGAGCAGGUUCAACGACGCCGCCUACUAUUACUGGAUGCUGUCCAUGCAGUGCCUCGAUAUAGCUCAAGAUCCUGCCCAGAAGGAUGCCAUGCUCAGCAAAUUCCACCACUUCCAGCACUUGGCCGAGCUGUACCACGGCUACCAUGCCAUUCAGCGGUACACGGAGGAGCCAUUCAGUUUCCAUCUUCCCGAAACUCUUUUCAACAUCUCCAGGUUCCUGCUGCACAGCCUGACCAAGGACACCCCCUUGGGCAUCUCCAAAGUGAACACACUCUUCACUCUGGCCAAGCAGAGCAAGGCCCUGGGUGCCUACAAGCUGGCCCGGCAUGCCUAUGACAAGCUACAGGGCCUGCAGAUCCCUGCCAGGUUCCAGAAGUCCAUUGAGCUGGGCAGCCUGACCAUCCGCUCCAAGCCCUUCCACGACAGUGAGGAGCUGGUGCCCUUGUGCUACCGCUGCUCCACCAACAACCCCCUGCUGAACAACCUGGGCAACCUGUGCAUCAACUGCCGCCAGCCCUUCGUCUUCUCCGCCUCCUCCUACGAGGUGCUGCAUCUGGUGGAGUUCUACCUGGAGGAGGGGAUCACCGACGAAGAGGCCGUGUCCCUCAUUGACCUGGAGGCACCAAGGCACAAGCGGGAGAACAAAUGGCAAGAGAUCACGAACAGCAGUUCCCAGACUCUGAGACUAGACGAGACUGCGGAUGCCAUGGGAGACGAUGACCCGUUCACGGCAAAGCUGAGUUUUGAGCAAGGUGGCUCGGAGUUCGUGCCCGUGGUGGUGAGCCGGUCGGUGCUGCGCUCCAUGAGCCGCCGGGACGUCCUCAUCAAGCGCUGGCCGCCGCCCCUGCAGUGGCAGUACUUCCGCUCGCUCCUGCCCGAUGCCUCCAUCACCAUGUGCCCCUCCUGCUUCCAGAUGUUCCACUCGGAGGACUACGAGCUGCUGGUGCUGCAGCACACCUGCUGCCCCUACUGCCGGAGGCGCAUCGAUGAGGCCAGCCCCUGACCCGCGUCGGGCCACCCCUCCCUCUGGGCCCCUGGUCUUGCCGGUGACCAGGCUGCCGAAGGAAGAAAGAGUUAAGCUGUCAGAACGCCUUCUGCCCAGAUGAAGUUUGUAUUUUAGGGAGGGGCCUUGUGUAACCACAGAAUUCCUAUUUAUGGCAUUUCGUGCCUUGUAAAUAGCACCAGGAGAUGGAGAAGGGAAUGUACAUAUAUUUUCUAAGAAAAAAAAUCUGUUACUUUCAGAACAGCUCCGAGUGUUCGUAGCAGCCUGCUGGAGUCCACAGAUCUGUCAGACCAUUAGCAUGUACACUCUGCGAACAGAUUGCCUCAAUAAUUACAAAUAAAAGGGCUACUUAUUUUCAUCAGUGUCUGCAUUUUAGCAAAUCUUCAUAUUGUCUGCAACUUAAUUUCCUUAUGCAAAAAUACACCUGUUUCUAAUUUGAUCUGAAGAGCAUUACAUUUGUGUGCUCUUAACAUUUAAUCUAAUGAAAUGGCAAUAUGGGAGCGGGCAGGGGGACAGGUGUUUACUUAUUUAUUUAUUUGGACUUAGCAGGACUCCUUCUUGACAAGAAAAUAAGAGACCUGAUUCCAAAGAUGGUGGCUCUCUAGAACCAGCAGGGAACGCCCCCCUCCCACCUUCCCCCAUCCCCUCAAGAGGCCCAAACCCAACCUAUGGUUUUCCCUCUGAGCCCCAACUCCUGAGAUGUUUGAGGUUCCGUUAAGGUGAGGUCCCCCUUUCAGCACCCGCAGAGUCUAAUUCCGCAGCUCGAGGGCGUGGUGGGCAGCAGAUGGGAAGCUGGGGAGGGAGCACUGACAUUUAUUGGGGACCUUUUCUGUGCCAGCCACGAUUCAUAUGUUGUCUCGAUUCUCACACCAGCCCUGUGACGAAGGGUUAUGAUUUCCAGUUUCCAGCCAGGAGUGGGGGCGGGGACACGGUGCCAGGGCCCUGGGUGGGGAGGCCAAGAUCUGUCCGUCUCCCCUGUCCCUGCCCGGGAAGAAGCAUGCACUUCAUGCCCGGCCCGGCAGCAGCAGGAAGGGAAGUGGGCUGUCGGGAACGUGCUGGAAACGUCCCUCGGAAUAGAUAGGAUACUAACAGCUUCUCUGUGAGGUGGGCAGAGCCGGACAAAUGUCCCCGGAGCAGAGAGGAAGCUCAGAGGCCUUGCUGGAGGGGCGCGCUAGAGAGGCCACGCGAGGUGAGUACCA